UGUCUGGUUUUUGCGUCAACAGAUGGCCAGACAGCAACGGGAGAACCCCACACAGAUCCCAGCCCAUCCAGUCCACAUGCUUCAGGUCUGUUGAAAAUGCCACCACAUUCUGCAGGUCUUCAUCGAACCACAGCCAACAACAGUAGUGGUGGAGACUCUACCUAUGUGCCAGCUGAUGUAGCUGAUGUGCCAGCUUACAGCAUUGGGGAUAUGACUCGAACAGACCCCAUCAACAUUCCUGCUAACAGUUCCCGGGCCAGUGAGGAUUCCUACUGGGGAUACAGAAAUGAUGCCUUCGGUGAGGACAAGAAUGGUUCCAAUCAUGAGUGGGACAGUCCAGGCAGAGAGGAGACUUUAGCAGAGUCCACUCUUCCAUGGCGUCGACAGUUUAGUCUCCCACCUGUGCCUUCCUCGCUGUCCCUGAGUCUUCCAGAUGAUGAAAAUCCACUCAUGUCUGAGGCACCUUCAUGGGCAGACAAUCUAGCAUACAGCCAUCUCACAGAGACUGGUUCCCCGUACAACUCACCACAGAACACAAUCACCGCCAAACCACCUGUCACCCAGCCCCGUGCAGUGUUUGACAUCUUCCCCUCUAGUUCCCCACCUCACAGCGACAGUCCUGUCUCCUCCAUCCCACCUCCUUGGAGCCUCAAAAACUGUGUGCCUGAUCAUCAUGACCAAGAGCCACUUCCCAGCCAGGCCAUUGCUGGGCGAGACUCCGGAGACAAGGCCAGCUGCUUCCUAGUCUCAUCUCAUGAUCUGGUGCCACCUUCCUACCAUUCCUGCAUCCAGCCCGCCAGCCGAGGACUGGAGGUGGCCACCUUACGCAGACACAGUGAAGUCAGCUCACCCACACACUUCCAGAUUGUGGAGAAGCCUCAGACUAUAUCUGUGGCUGCUUUAGAGUCGCAGCUGAUUGGCAUAGAAGAGGAUUAUCAUCAUGGCAUGAAGGAGAGAGUGUCCCAGUGGCUGGCCAGCUCUAGUCAUGAGGGUUCCGAUAUUGAAGAUGUAGACUUUGAACUUUCAACCAAGGAAGAAAGCCAGAAAGUCCUGGAGUCACUGCGGCACAAGAAGGAGACCUGGCACCUGGGUGGCAAAGAUGAUGGAACUGAUGCAGAUGUGGAGUCAGAUGAUGAAGUCGAAGACACUAGGUUGUGA
Molecule: messenger RNA, 1158 nt
Organism: Candidula unifasciata
Lineage: Eukaryota; Metazoa; Mollusca; Gastropoda; Stylommatophora; Geomitridae
Source: the annotation of a GenBank genome assembly